AUGCUGGCCAUUUACAGAACUUUCUCUGGACAGGAACCUGCGCCUAAGAAGCGACCUAUAUUAACGGUCGAAUCUUUGAGUGGCGACGAGGAGGAAUCUCCUCCUGUUCCUCUCAAAUGGAGAAAGCUGAAGAAGGCUGCCCCUGCUCCUGAACCUCGACUUGUGAUAAGAACCAAGGUCACAGGGAAUAAACCCAGGCCACCUCAUGUGAUCAUCGAAGAACCCACGGAGGAGGAGCUAAAUAUCUUGCUCAGCAAACCCGUUGAGAGUGACAACUCUAGCCCUGGGGCUGAGGUUCCUUUACAGGAAACAGAGGGAACUUCAGCACCAACUAGGCAUCCUGUCGAAGGUUCUGAUACCUUCGUAAACAGCACAGGAGAACCCACCUUCAAUCCUUCUUCUUUCGUCAGUUCUGCUAAUGAAGUAAAUCAAACUUCGGAGCCGCAAGACUCUGCUGACCAUAGCAGACAACACGAAGAGGAACUGGUGGAUGAUGAGUUCCUUGCUGCAACAGAGGAUGUCCCUGAGGAGCAUCACCAGGAGUAA
Messenger RNA from Vicia faba (fava bean), 546 nucleotides. The record is from the annotation of a GenBank genome assembly. Lineage: Eukaryota; Viridiplantae; Streptophyta; Magnoliopsida; Fabales; Fabaceae.